AUGGCUGUCGCCGAUUAUAAGAGGUAUCUGGCGGAGAAUGUCCUCAACGAGCGCCGCACGGUCACUUUCCGCUCGUUGGGUCGGGCUUUGAGGGUGCAUAGUACUUUGGCGAAACAGAUGCUAUAUGAUUUCCAUCACAAUGAGAACAGCAAGAAACCGCAGAGCGUGAAUGCGACUUACAUUAUUACGGGCGUUCAGAAAGCACCCGCCCCUGCUGCGAACGGUCACGCCAAUGGCGAAGAGAACAAAGGCGAUGUAUUCCCAAGCAGUCCGUACCUGAGUAGUUCAAUGCCCAAUCAGGAUUCGACUCCGGAUACUGUUCCUAUGGCUUCUAUUUUACUGGUGCGGGAGGAGGACUUAGAAGAUGCAAAAUCUACCUUCGAGUCCAUAUCGUCUAUAUAUAUUUACAGCCUGCAGCAGACGGUGUUACAGGAUCUUAAUGUCUUGACGGAUGUCAAUCGCGAGAUGGUGAGCAACCAUUCUCAAGAGGAUCCUUUGGAGUACGGCGGACAGUGGGGUAUGAUUCAGAAUAAGAACGUCAAGCGGAGAACGGGCGCACGGCCGGCCCCGGCGCCAACUGCUACUACAUCGAAGCCCACUAUACCCUCGAAACGGCCAAGUGAAGCAACAUCGUCCCAGACAAAACCAGCGCCAAAGAAGGAGGAAAGCGCGGCAUCGGAGCAAGCGUCCACACGGGAAAGUACGCCCUCGACCACAUCUAAACCCACCGAAAAGGCCGCUCCGGUGAAGCGAGAAAAGAGCAACCUCUUCAGCUCCUUUGCGAAGGCCAAGCCGAAGCAGAAGAAGGAAGAAUCGGCAACCCCGGCAGAAUCAGCCGAACCUAGUGGUGCCGAGGAUGUUUUUGGCGGUGACGAUGAUGACGAUGCCGACGAAGAACCGGAAGAGCUCUUCCCCGAUAGUGGGAAGUCUGCAUCAGCUGCUGCCACUCGCGAGAGUCGGAAAGAGCGCGAAGAGAGGCUGAAGAAAAUGAUGGAGGACGACGAUGAAGACGAAGACGAAGAAAUGCCCGAUGCUACAGAGCCACCAGAAGAAACCAACCUCAUUGAUCAGCCACCUCCGAAAAAACCGGAGCUCAAGGAAGAAAUAACAGUUCAGGGAGGCCGUCGUCGCGGCAGGCGUCAAGUGAUGAAGAAGCAGGUCCGCAAGGAUGAAGAAGGUUACUUAGUGACUGUUGAGGAACCCUCGUGGGAGUCCUUCUCCGAAGAUGAGCCCGCGCCGCCACCGAAAAAGAAGCCCGCUGUGAGUGCACCCAAAGGCAAGCCGGCAGGUAAAGCUGGGCAGGGCAAUAUCAUGUCGUUCUUUUCCAAGAAGUAA
This is a messenger RNA of Aspergillus nomiae NRRL 13137, 1335 nucleotides long. RefSeq lists its product as uncharacterized. Gene Ontology annotation, molecular function: DNA-directed DNA polymerase activity. The transcript has 9 exons. NCBI's taxonomy places the organism in Eukaryota, Fungi, Ascomycota, Eurotiomycetes, Eurotiales, Aspergillaceae. Bases 1 to 1335 code for a protein of 444 amino acids. Gene Ontology annotation, biological process: DNA replication; nucleotide-excision repair, DNA gap filling; DNA synthesis involved in UV-damage excision repair. The record is from RefSeq and is a predicted model, not a curated record. Gene Ontology annotation, cellular component: nucleus; delta DNA polymerase complex.